CGGGUCUCAUGCACUAACACUCUAUCCGCCCUCAUAAUCUCUGUUAGAGUUUACCAACAACACAUAUAUACGUUUCGACAAAAUGAAGACUGCUGUCAUUGCCUCUCUCAUCGCCGGCGCCGCCGCCUUUGCCCCUGCCAAGAACGCGGCCCGUACUUCGGUUGCCACCAACAUGGCAUUCGAAGACGAGCUCGGUGCUCAGCCUCCGCUUGGAUUCUUCGAUCCCCUCGGCCUUGUCGCCGACGGUGACCAGGAGAAGUUCGACCGUCUCCGUUACGUUGAGAUCAAGCAUGGACGUAUUUCCAUGCUUGCUGUUGUUGGAUACCUCGUCCAGGAAGCCGGCGUCCGUCUUCCAGGAACCAUCGACUACUCCGGCAAGACCUUCGCUGAGAUCCCCAACGGCUUCGCCGCCUUCAAGGAGAUCCCCGCUGGUGGACUUGUACAGCUUCUUUUCUUCAUUGGAGUCCUUGAAUCCAGUGUCAUGCGUGACUUGACCGGCGAAGCCGAGUUCGUUGGUGACUUCCGUAACGGAGCCAUCGACUUCGGCUGGGACACCUUUGACGAGGAGACCCAGUUCAAGAAGCGUGCCAUUGAGCUCAACCAGGGCCGCGCUGCCCAGAUGGGAAUUCUUGCCCUUAUGGUGCACGAGCAGUUGGGUGUCUCUCUCCUCCCCCAGUAAUUUUGUUACAUUUACUGACUUCAAGGAGUCGAGGAAUCGAUACUGCCGUCGUUUCCAGGAUCCGAGGUUUCAUAAACUCUGUUAACGUUAUAGAAACAGACUUACCUCUCCUAC
Molecule: messenger RNA, 793 nt
Organism: Phaeodactylum tricornutum CCAP 1055/1
Lineage: Eukaryota; Bacillariophyta; Bacillariophyceae; Surirellales; Neidiaceae
Gene: Lhcf4
Product: protein fucoxanthin chlorophyll a/c protein
Exons: 1
Coding region: 83-679 (198 amino acids)
Biological process (GO): response to light stimulus; photosynthesis, light harvesting in photosystem I
Cellular component (GO): membrane
Source: RefSeq, a predicted model, not a curated record